ACCAGCCAGUACGUGUUGAGAUCCAGGUUGGGCCUGUAUUGGAUCCGCACGCAACUUUCCAGUCCAACUUCGAGUUGCAAUUUGUGUACGCGCAACUUUCAGUGCUAAACGUAAGACAUUAUAAAGUGUGUGCUAACGCAACUUAUAGAUGAGUGAAUGAAACUGGAAAACGAAAAAUAUUUAAGUGAAACCGGUUAUGUGUGCUUUGAAAAGGACGUACCUACGAGGUGUAUAAUUUGAAUUAAAAAAUAUUUGGAGAAGAGUUAUUUUGAAAAUGUGAUAUUUCAAAAUAAUAAUGAUGUAGUCUCAGCAGUAAUCAAUGGGUUUACCUAAGGAUUUACCUUCACACAGUAGGAUGGAAAAGUCCAGAAGAAAGCUGAAGAGUGACAGACGGCAGCGCAGGGCAGUAACGCGCUGAGUCAAGAUGGCUGCGGGUGCGCAGGCGGGUGGAGGGCCACUUGCGCGUCUCCUGGUUCUAGCUGUCUUGCAAGUCAAUUUUAUAGCCCUAGGUCUGGAACCGGACUUUCUCUACCCGCUGGAGAACGUCACCAUAGCCCAGGGGAGGGACGCAACCUUCACGUGCGUGGUGAAUAACCUUGGUGGUUAUAGGGUGAGUGGCGACUCCGCCACCGCCAGGGUAGCAUGGAUCAAAGCGGACACGAAGGCUAUUCUGGCGAUACACGAACACGUGAUAACGAACAACGCGAGGCUGAGUGUUACGCACAGCGACUUCAACACGUGGACCCUCAACAUACGAGGGGUGAAGAGGGAGGACCGAGGACAGUACAUGUGCCAAGUUAAUACAGAUCCGAUGAAAAUGCAGACAGCAUUUCUAGAAGUUGUAAUACCUCCUGACAUAAUCUACGAAGAAACGUCAGGGGACAUGAUGGUACCAGAGGGGGGAUCCGCCAAACUUGUAUGCAAAGCGCGCGGAUACCCCCCACCCAAAAUAGUGUGGAGAAGAGAAGAUGGGGGCGAUAUUAUAUCUAGAGGUGGACCACAAGGAAAAACUAAAGUGACGUCACUAGAAGGUGAGAUUGUAAAUCUCACAAAAGUGACCCGAUCAGAGAUGGGAGCGUACCUGUGCAUCGCAGCCAACGGUGUGCCGCCUUCCGUCAGUAAAAGAAUAAUGCUUCAAGUGCAUUUUCAUCCUUUAGUGCAAGUCCCAAAUCAACUGGUUGGAGCGCCGACUGGCACGGACGUCACCUUGCAGUGCCAUGUUGAAGCUUCGCCUAGAGCCAUUAACUAUUGGACGAGAGACAACGGGGAAAUGAUAAUUUCCAACGACAAGUACUACAUGAGCGAGAUCAACAGUUCGGCGUACAGCGUGCAGAUGCGUCUUGUCGUGCGAAACAUACAGACUGGUGACUUCACCGGGUACAGGUGUAUCUCCAAAAACUCCAUUGGGGACGCCGAAGGCAACAUACGAUUAUAUGAAAUGGAGUUGCCACACCGAAAAAACCGUGUGGAUGACGACAGCGAUACAGAUGUAGAAGAGACUAACGAUGUGCGAUCUAGCCUCCAAGGCUCUCUUCGAGAAGGUGGGCACAGGGCAGAAGAUGCGGGCUUCCUCGGUGGUGGGGGAGCACCCCUUGGCUCAGCUACCCGAGUAACCCCCUACGCGAUCUUUUUAAUAUCAGCCUUACUCUACGCCGCGUCCUAAACUUUUCCCUUAAAGCCAUAUGCAAGUUCUCGAGAGUGUAUGGUAUAUCACGUAUCCAUUGUUCUUCCAAGUUUAAUACAUGUUUUUCAAUUACCAAGACUUUUCUAUUUCGGUUUAGUGAAGUUACCCUUAACGUUGCUUUCAAUAUUUGAAAAUCUGUCCUUUCGCAGCGGUACAGUUAUCAAAAAAGUUCCCAUAAAAUAGUACGUAAAAAUAGACUAGUGUACAAACAUAAAUAUAUUUGAUCAUCGUAAUGAAAAAAACCACGAUAUUUGAAAUAAUUCUCCUCUUUUUAUAACUUAACAACAAAUCUUGGAUUCUAUAGCUAUUGAUAAAAUACCACAAAUAAUAUUUAAAUACUAUAUUCUUAUAUAAAAACGCCCGAUGAAAUGUUAAAAUAAUUUUGUAUAAUUGACUUUUACAAGAAUCAGUUUUACCCACAGUCUUGUAAAAUCUGCCCUUUUAACUAACAAAAAUGAAUCUGUUGACAAUGUUACGCGAAUUUUCGGGCGGAAGGCGCCAAUACAGGUACGAAGAAAACCAGUCAUGCCAGCCAGUGUGCGCCUGGCCUUAGGUAUAUAGACCAAAACACAAUGUGAAAGUUUGAUUGUAUAAUAAAAGAAUAAAAGCAUAAUAUUAUUAUUGUAAAUGCUUAGAUAAAAUUAUAUAAAGUGAUGAUGACAAGCUAUUAUAAUAAAAUUAAUUACCCAGCUAAUGUAAACUAAUGAAAAUAUUAUAUUGUUAGACAUACUAUAUAGGUACAUACUACUUUGUAAAAAUAUUUUGGCCGUACUCUUUAGGUAUAUACAACUUCAAACAUUGUUAUACUUAUCUGUUGUGAUGUUAUAAAACGUAUUUUAUAUUUAAAACAACACUUAUUUUAAUGUAUUUUUUUAUAGUUCAGUGUCUCUUUCUUAAUUUCAUAACAAUAUUAUUUUACGUGUUUAAAUUUAAACUAUUUAAAAUGUUUUAUAUCAGAUCGUAUAAUCAUAAUAGGUACUCGACCAUUUCAUGAAAUGAUGGCAUUUCACGAAAUAAUUACACGAUGUCUAGGUACAUCAUGAUGUACCUUGAUCCGAUCAAUAAUAAUAAUAAUACGAAAACGUUUAUCGAUAUGGCCACUAAACGCAAACCUAUUAUUCCAUGUCAUGGCCAAGUAAAUGCAGGACCAAUUUAUGAUAAUAUAUCAAAUAGCUCAGUCAAAAUAGACAUUCAAGGUUACAAGGAGCUGAAAAUUUGUACGACUGUAAAUGAAAUGUGAAAAGACCCCAUCGAUCUAGCAAAAAAAAAAUAGGGCAUUAUUUUUAAAAUCAUUUGCACCUUACGAUUUUGAUACGGCCAAACCUUGGUGAUCAAAUCGAGACGUGUUAACAAUAUGCCCAGUAUAAUAUUAGUUGGCCAUGUCAUGAAAUUCCAACAUUUCAUAAAAUAGUCAGGCGAUUCAUGAAAUGGGUAAAUUCUACGAUCAGGCUUUAUUACCUUACUCCAUGAUUACUAUCCAAAUACAUAAGCGAACUGAUUUAUCAUAGUGAUUGGAGUGACGACGAAAUUCUUCUAUGUAGUAGAAAUGCCGCCUUUAGGAGUACCUACCUACCUAGUCGUUAUAGUAAAAGCCUAAUGUGCCCCAUUGCCGGUUAAUGCAAAGAGAAAUAAAGUUAAACUCAGCACAAUAUUCUAGUCUUUACUGUUUUACAUAAUUUUAUGCCUACCAUUUUUAUUGAGAAAAUAUAUAUUUCAUGAGCAUUAUUUAUUCCAAAUUGAAUCUUUCAAUUAUCAUAUAAAAUUCAAAGGUUUUUCAUUCCCAAAAGAAAUAUUUGUUUGUAUAUUUAUUCUUGUCCGUUGUUUCAUAGAUAAUUUUUUUGUUUGUAAAAUUAUGUCUACCCAAUUCUAUAGAGGUUCAGUAAUUUAUGACUUUAUAAUCUAUGUGCAAUGAAAAUGCAUUUGUAUGUAAAUAUUUAUAGUGACCUAGCUUGUCUGGAAUUUGUUAUGGUUAUUUAUUUUUGUAAAACGUGUCAAUAAAGCGUUUAAAUAUAAUAGAUACAUAGCUGUAUUGGAACAUAUAUCAAUAAAACUAGGUGAUGUAUAUUAUAAUAUAGGUUAUGAUAUAAUAAUUGUUAAAUAUAAUAUUGUUGAAUUUAUAAACCGUCAUUUGUAAUCUAGAUAAUAAUAUAAAAAGGGAAGAACUGGCGUGUCUGUAUAUUGCCGCAUUAUUAAUUGUAAACUUUACAGUAGGCAUACACUCAAUUAAUUUCUAUUUAGAUCCAACAAGUAGCGUAAAGUUAUUAAAUAAAAAGAAUUCAUUCUGAAACACAACCACUAGCCGAUUUCUACUGUUACAAUUUUACUGAUGACUUAAUUUAUUUAAAGGUUGACCAAGUAGUAUUUUAAUAAAUAGGACAGGAGCGAAAAAAUAACCGUUAAUUUUUAAGUAGCGCUUCGAGUAUUAUUUGGAAAAAUGUUGGUCAAUUUUAAGGGGUAACAAAAAAAUUUAAGUAACAUUAAAAAAUUGUAUGUAUAGGUACUCUUGGUACCAACUACCAAGUCGCCGAUAUCCGCUACUGCAAAGUUAACAAUAUGUAAAAGUAAAUAAUAAGCUGUAGUUUUGUUUGUAUUUUCAACCAAGCAAAAAAACGUUACUUUAGUUAUUGUAAAAUAAUUUCUGCUACCAGUGUCUACAUACAGUCGUAAUAAAUAUGUAUGAUAUUGCAAACAAUUAUAAACAAUACAAUAUUAUACA
Maniola jurtina (meadow brown) is the source of this 4400-nucleotide messenger RNA. It is a transcript of the gene DIP-beta, whose product is annotated as lachesin. The record is from RefSeq and is a predicted model, not a curated record. Gene Ontology annotation, cellular component: neuron projection. NCBI's taxonomy places the organism in Eukaryota, Metazoa, Arthropoda, Insecta, Lepidoptera, Nymphalidae. The transcript is spliced from 9 exons. Bases 425 to 1663 code for a protein of 412 amino acids.